Molecule: messenger RNA, 1614 nt
Organism: Hyaloperonospora brassicae
Lineage: Eukaryota; Oomycota; Peronosporomycetes; Peronosporales; Peronosporaceae
Source: the annotation of a GenBank genome assembly
AUGUCGACCCUGCGGCAGCGUACCGGUCGUGCAGACGAUGCGUCGUCGUCGUCGACAGCAGUGAGCGCAUCGUCGUCUGCGCUGAACGAGACGCCGACGGCGUCGGAAGGCCGUGUGGAUUGCCCCCAAAGCGAAUCCGAAGCGAGCGACUGGUCGUCGGUGCUCCUCCUCCUCCUGUUGUACACGCUGCAGGGCAUUCCGAUGGGUCUGUCCAGCAGCAUUCCGUUCAUUUUGCAGGAGAAAGUCGGCUACGGCGACCAAGCGACGUUCAGUCUCGUGUCAUGGCCGUUCAGUCUCAAGCUCCUCUGGGCGCCGUUCGUGGACUCGCUGUACAGCGAGCGCUUUGGCCGUCGCAAGUCGUGGCUCAUUCCCGUGCAGUUUGUCUGUGCAGGCAUGAUGGUCAUUGGCAGCUGGUUCAUGGACGACAUGCUCGGGGAAGGCGAGGGCCAGACGCCGCACGUCGUGUACCUCACGGUGUUUUUCUUCGUGCUGUACUUCAUCAUGGCUACACAAGACAUUGCUGUCGAUGGCUGGGCCAUCACAAUGCUCUCGAAGAAGAACGUUGGCCAUGCAUCCACGUGCAAUACAGUGGGUCAAACGGUUGGCUACUUUGUGGCCUACGUGGGCUUUCUGGCACUGAACGACCCAGCGACAUGCAACAGCUACUUGCGCACUGAUCCAGCGGACGACGGCAUGGUGUCACUGCCGGGCUUUAUGCGCUUCUGGGGCUGGAUCAUGUUCUUUACGACGCUGGGUGUGUGGAUGUUCAAGCACGAGAAGCCAGAGGACGAGGGGAGUGAGCGGUUGAGCAUUGCUCAGACUUAUGCGCAGAUGUACUCGGUGCUGCGUCUGCCAAGCGUCGUGUCGCUGUCAGUGGUGCUACUUACGAGCAAGAUUGGGUUUGCUGCUGCGGAGAGUGUGGCGUCGCUGAAGCUGGUGGAAUACGGAAUGAAGAAGGAGAAGCUGGCUUUGCUGACACCGAUUCUGAUCCCGCUUGGGAUUGUGAUCCCUGUGAUGAUCAGUCGAUGGAUUAAACCGUCACAGCCGCUCAACCUGUUUCUCUGGGGUUACCCAGUGCGACUCGCGGUAGGGCUUUUGUAUGCCGGGCUCGUGUACGUCACGCCGAUGGUGAUGGCUCAGGAAGAGAGCUCUCACUUUGCUUUCUACGGCAUGAUCUUGGUCAUCGGUGCACUGCACGAAGUGGCGGCCAACAUGAUGUACGUCCCGCAGAUGGCCUUCUACGCCCGUAUCAGCGAUCCGUCCAUUGGUGGCACCUACAUGACUUUCCUCAACACUGUCACAAAUUUGGGCUCCAAGUGGCCCAACUCGCUCAGUCUUGCUGUCGUAGACCGUCUCACCACGCGAGAGUGUCUGGGCGGCAACUUCCACGACGAAGUGCUGGACAUUGGAUCCCGCACGUGCUCGGAUGCCGAGGAGCGGAAGGUCUGUGUGGAUGCUGGUGGCGAGUGCCUCAUUGUGCGUGACGGCUUCUAUGUGGAGUCUGUCAUAUGUUUGGUGAUUGGCGUGGUCUGGCUGCUCUUCUUCUACCGUCGCAUCCAGUUUCUGCAAAACCUCAAGAUCCACAAGUGGCGCGUGAAUGGGACGGCCGAGUAG